Clarias gariepinus (North African catfish) is the source of this 1739-nucleotide messenger RNA. RefSeq names its product E3 ubiquitin-protein ligase TRIM35-like. Lineage: Eukaryota; Metazoa; Chordata; Actinopteri; Siluriformes; Clariidae. The record is from RefSeq and is a predicted model, not a curated record. Bases 26 to 1234 code for a protein of 402 amino acids. Gene Ontology annotation, molecular function: zinc ion binding; protein binding. The transcript has 6 exons.
UGAUUAUUUUCCUGUUUAAUUAAGAAUGAAACUAAGUGAGCUCUCAAAAUCAACAGAACAACAACAUACGACAAUGGCCGCUAAGUUUAUCUGCAGCCUUCACAAUGAGAAACUUAGCCUGUUCUGCCUGGACGAUCAGCAGACGGUGUGUCUGGUGUGUCGGGAUUCAAAAAAACACACCAACCACAAAUUCUUCCCCAUCGAUGAGGCAUUAACAGACUUUAAGGUGGAGUUCAAAACUACAUUGAAGUCUCUACAGGAAAAACUAAAGAUCUUUAAAGACUGUGAACUAAACUGGACUCAGACUUCAGAAUACAUAAAGAUUCAGGCCCAACACACAGAGCGUCAGAUUAGGGAGGAGUUUGAGAAGCUUCACCAGUUUCUACGAGAUGAAGAGGCAUCUAGGAUUGCUGCACUGAGAGAGGAAAAGGAGCAGAAGAGUCAGAUGAUGAAGGAGAAGAUCGAGAAGCUGGGCAGAGACAUAUCAUCUCUUUCAGACACAAUCAGAGCCAUAGAAGAGGAAAUGAGAGCUGAAGAUGUUUCUUUCUUACAAAAAUACAAGUCCACAGUGAAAAGAGCCCAGUGCACACUACAGCAUCCAGAGGAGCUUUCAGGAGCACUGAUCCAUGUGGCAAAACAUCUGGCCAACCUGAAGUUCAGAGUCUGGAAGAAGAUGCAGCACACUGUUCAAUACACACCUGUAACUCUGGACCCCAACACUGCUCAUACGAAAGUCAUUGUAUCCAAUGAUCUGACCAGUGUGAGAUUCAGUGAUGAAAAACAGGAGUGUCCUGAUAAUCCAGAGAGAUUUGAUGGAUUGCAAUGUAUCCUGGGCUCUGAAGGCUUUAACUCUGGGACACACUGCUGGGAUGUUGAAGUUGAAGACUCUACACUGUGGUUAGUGGGUGUGAUGACAGAAUCUGCUCAGAGAAAAGGAGAUAUAACUUCCAGAAGUGGACUCUGGUAUCUUAGGUAUAAUGAUAGUGUAUUUCGAGCACGUUCUACACCACAACCUUCCAAUAUCCUCUCAGUAGUGUGCAAACCCCAGAGGAUCAGAGUGCACCUGGACUGGGACAGAGGAAUGCUGUUAUUCUUUGACCCUGUCACUAACACACACCUACACACUUUCUCCCACAGAUUUACUGAAAAAAUCCUGCCAAUUCUAGCUGUUGCUUGUAAAGACUUUUCUCUAAAAAUCCUCACAAUUCCGUGCUCUGUAAGAGUGAAGUGUUAGAGUUGGUUCUGAAAAGACAUGCUGUAUAUAUUUUUAUAUUUUAAUAAUUUGUAUUCUUUUGGUACAAGAAAAAGCCCUUUGUUUGGACAAGUACCUUAGAGUCAUUCUUAGAGAUUCUUAGAGUUCAGAUCAUUAUAUAAAUAAAUUUUGGCCUUGCAAGGACCUGCAAUUUGGUUAAUUUGAAUCUAUUAAAAAUACAGUGAAAUAAUUUCUAAAUUAAUUUUUUAUAGUUGGGAAAAACCUUUUUUUUUUCUACAUAGAAAAAACAUGCCUGUGUGUGUAUCCACAAUCAACUAGUCCUUGAAAAUGAAUAAAUAAUCAAGUUAAAAAUAACCCAAUUUUUUAUGCCAGGACUCAUGUUAGCUGUAAUCCUGGAAUUGGUUGUAGAUUCUUCUAGAUUAUAUACUGCAUUGAUGCUUUUAAUGAGGUAAACUCUAGAAACUCACUUUGGAUGAUUUACCUGCUCUUUAAUAAUAAAUAAUCUAAAGAAAAUUCAGCAAAAAAA